UGAUGGUUUGGUGCUGUACGCAGCUGGUGGGCAGCGCAGUGUGGCCGUGAUGUCACUCAGCGUGUCAGACGGCCACCUGUUGCUUUUGUUGGACGGCGGAAAGAGGAAGGUCAGCAUGCGGAGCCGCAAGAAGUACAACGACAACCAGUGGCACACGGUGUUUAUAAAACGCGAAGGCGAGAAGAUCAGCCUUAUAGUGGACGGUAUCAGUGCUCAGUCUAAGAGAAUCCCUGGAGGAGACCGGACUCGUCUCGCUGGGCCUUUAUAUGUUGGAGGAGUCCCGGCCUCACUGACGAUGAGUCCUUGGUUCUAGGUAAUGUAAUGUAGGUCGGGAUAUGGAAAUCCAGCUGGACUCUGGGCUGCUGUUGCAUGCUGGGACGUCACCUGACCAACGCCUGAGUUUGGUUCUCAGACAGGUGACUGUUUCAUUAAACAGCAGCAAAGGUGAAUUCUCUACCUCCUUUACUCCUGAGGAACCUCUAUGUAAUGGACGCUGGCACACAAUCACAAGUGAGUUUACACCAACAAGUUAUUUGUCUCUGCACCCUAAAAAAUGUGACCAAUGGUAACUUAAUAAAAGUAUGGCAACAAAGUGACAAUUAUUAUAAUUAAUAAAAAGUAUUAAAUGGAUGAAUUAAUUAUAAACAAAAAAAUUAUGUAAAUUAUAAUAAAGGCAACAGUUAAAAUGUGUUAGAUUGAGUAAUAGAUCGCCAAAUUGUGAGUUAUAUAGACCAAACAUAUUUAGUAAAUACAAAUCAAUUUCACAAGGAAAAUGAUUUAUGUUCACUUAAAAUAUCAUCAAAAGCAAUUUACAUGUAUUGAAUAUUUUAGUGAAAUGUAUUUACAUUUACUGAAUAUUUGGGUAAAAGUAAUUUACAUUUACUGAAUAUUUGGUUGAAAUUGAUCUACAUUUACUGAAUGACAUUACAUAAAUGAUAUUAAAUCUAUUCAAUAAUAUUACUUGUCACUUUGUUGCCAUAAUCU
This is a messenger RNA of Cyclopterus lumpus (lumpfish), 984 nucleotides long. Its product is annotated as laminin subunit alpha-4-like. The transcript is spliced from 4 exons. The record is from RefSeq and is a predicted model, not a curated record. Bases 50 to 313 code for a protein of 87 amino acids. Lineage: Eukaryota; Metazoa; Chordata; Actinopteri; Perciformes; Cyclopteridae.